UAAGUAAAAUUGAUAGUAAAAGAUUGAAGAUCUUAAAGCGCUAUUUUUGAACAUGAAAUGAAUUACGCAGGUUAUUUAUUACCCGUGCUUGCAACAAACAUACAAAUGUCAAUUACUGGAUACCACAGUUUACGAUUUAUUUUAAUUUUAUUUCUGAAUAUCCAUCUGUGUAAGUCGGAACUCGGACAUAGCUAUUCGAUGCUACAAUAUGGACGAAAACUGGAAAAAAGGAUGAUAUCGUCGUAUAUUAAUUACAGUAUUCUGGAUUGUGUGGAGGAAUGUCUGAGAACAACACGAUGUCGGUCCGUCAACUAUCACCAGGGAGCCCACUUCUGUCAGACCAACUUUGAAAACUGGACAAAUGAACCUGAUCUCUACAUAAAGAAUUCUGGCUGGAUAUACAGCGAUAUAGACAACUGGGACAGGGAGAUUACAGGAGCAUGCUUGCAGUCAGACUGUGCCAUUAACGAAAAGUGCAUUCCAAAACCGUUUAACCAGUUCACCUGCAUCCUUUCAGAUUGCGGAGUACCUAGUGAUGAAGGCUACUCAAUGGAAAAUGUACAAGAAAACGAUGCCAUUGGUAUAUCAAGGAGAAUUCAUGUAACUUGUACAGCCGGAUACAACAAAGAAGGUUCCGAACUCCUUGUUUGUCGAUCUGACGGUGUCUGGAAAACAAAUUUGAAAUGCACCAAUAAUCAAUUCAGUAAAACGGCUUGUGAGAAAAAAGAGAUGAAACUAGAUUGCGCAGCUGGAAACAUUAGCAUCGUGGAAGCCAUAAAGGACUGUGGACCAGGGAUGGACAUCACCGUCAUUAUGAAUGGCCUGAAACCAGACCUCAGCACAGAAGUAAUCAAGGCGGACCCCCCAGACGAUGGAGGACCUGAGGAACGUGGCAAAGCGACGCCGAACGACCACCCCGACGGUGCAGGAAUCUUUAAACUUGCUCUUUUAAAUGCAUUACAGGAUAUGCGUGAGGAUGUGCGGAAAAACCGUCAGCAACACCAGCGAUGCCUUAACUACAUUGUACCAGCCUCUUCGAGAAUAUCUUAA
Magallana angulata is the source of this 1050-nucleotide messenger RNA. RefSeq lists its product as uncharacterized. The transcript is spliced from 5 exons. NCBI's taxonomy places the organism in Eukaryota, Metazoa, Mollusca, Bivalvia, Ostreida, Ostreidae. The coding region runs from base 58 to 1050 and encodes 330 amino acids. The record is from RefSeq and is a predicted model, not a curated record.